AUCGCCGCGUACCUUUUCACCGCCACUGCCGUUCAAGGAUCGGAAGCCAUGUCCACCGUCGCCGUGCCGAGCCCGCCGCCGACGGCCUCCGAGGACGCCGAGAGCUUGAGGAAGGCGCUCCAAGGAUGGCGAGCGGACAAGGCUUCUUUGAUCGGGAUCCUGUGCCGGCGGACGGCGGCGCAGCGGGCGGCGAUACGGCGCGCCUACGCCUUCCUCUACCGGGAGCCCCUGCUCAACUGCUUCCGCUACAAGCUCUCCCGCCACCACCUCCUCUCCGUCGAUUUCUGGAAAGCCCUGAUCUUGUGGACGAUGGAUCCGGCUGAAAGAGACGCGAAUCUAGUGCACGAGGCAGUGAAGAAGAAGGAUGAAAACUACAUCCUGGUGCUGAUCGAAGUGUCGUGCGCGUCCACCCCAGACCAUCUGAUGGCCGUCAGGAACAUCUACCGCAAACUAUUCAGUUGCUCCAUCGAAGAAGAUGUCGCGUCUUCCCCUGCGCUCCAAGAACCUCUGAAGAAGAUGAUUGUGAGCCUCGUGAGCUCCUACCGGUACGCCGGAGAGCAUGUCGACAUGGACGUCGCCAAGCUGGAGGCGGCUCAGCUGUCAGAAGCCAUCAGAGAGAAGCAACUGCACAGAGACGAAGUCGUCCGGAUCAUCAGCACCCGUAGCAAGUCUCAGCUCAGAGCGACGUUUCAGCAGUACAAGGAGGAUCAACGAACAGACAUCUGCGAGGAUAUCAACAGGCAAUGCAGCAGCCAGUUCGGCAGGACGCUGAAGAGCGCUAUCUGGUGCUUGACCUCACCUGAGAAGCACUUCGCACAGGUGAUCAGGUACUCCAUCUUGGGGCUGGGGACGUACGAGGACAUGCUCACCAGGGUGAUCGUAUCGCGGGCGGAGAUCGACAUGAAGCAGAUCAAGGAGGAGUACAGGGCGAGGUACAAGAGCGCCGUGACCCUCGACGUCGCCGGCGACACCUCCUUCGGCUACAGGGACAUGUUGCUGGCCUUGGUAGGGAGUGAGGACUGAAAGAGUGUCUCCACUUUCAGAUCGAAAAAAUGUAGUUCGGGUGUGAUGCUGUUCCAGGACUGUAAAUUCGUAGCCCGCUCUCAUUUUGGUCGGAAAGAAAAAUAUGUAUCGCGUGUUGACAUUUGUGUGAAGUUUAGGUGACUUCAAUCCCUUUACUGUUGGGUCAUGAACAUGGGUAGCCCCACCUGU
Panicum hallii is the source of this 1212-nucleotide messenger RNA. Its product is annotated as annexin D3-like. Gene Ontology annotation, cellular component: cytoplasm. The record is from RefSeq and is a predicted model, not a curated record. The transcript has 6 exons. The coding region runs from base 49 to 1023 and encodes 324 amino acids. Gene Ontology annotation, molecular function: calcium-dependent phospholipid binding; calcium ion binding. NCBI's taxonomy places the organism in Eukaryota, Viridiplantae, Streptophyta, Magnoliopsida, Poales, Poaceae.